AUGCAAAGGUUCCAGAACAACUUCACGCCUGGACCUCCAAGAGCCACAAAGUCGGCGCCUACCGUAUUCUGUUUCAUUUGUGGACGCCAGUUUGGAUCCAAAAGUAUUGCCAUACACGAGCCACAAUGUCUGAAGAAGUGGCACGCUGAGAACGAGAAGCUACCCAAAUCGAAGCGACGAGCUGCUCCAGUGAAACCAGAUGCAGUUAUUGGAAACGAUGGUGAAGUAGAUGCGGUGGCGACUAAUGAGGUGCUGUGGAAGAAUUCACAAGGAUUAAUGGUAGAGUGUGAACAUUGUGGGCGCAAAUUCAAUGAAGAUCGUCUGUCAGUCCAUCAGAGGAGCUGUACUGCCGAGAACCCGGCUAAAAGUGUAGGCAGGAGUAGAUCAAAAAGCCAACCAAAGAGAUAA
Caenorhabditis remanei is the source of this 408-nucleotide messenger RNA. RefSeq lists its product as uncharacterized. The transcript has 4 exons. The record is from RefSeq and is a predicted model, not a curated record. Bases 1 to 408 code for a protein of 135 amino acids. Lineage: Eukaryota; Metazoa; Nematoda; Chromadorea; Rhabditida; Rhabditidae.